Messenger RNA from Arabidopsis thaliana (thale cress), 1102 nucleotides. RefSeq lists its product as uncharacterized. Bases 196 to 984 code for a protein of 262 amino acids. NCBI's taxonomy places the organism in Eukaryota, Viridiplantae, Streptophyta, Magnoliopsida, Brassicales, Brassicaceae. The transcript has 3 exons. The record is from RefSeq and is marked reviewed.
AACCUCAUAUAAUACAUAUUCACAUCGACUAGUGUACAAGUGAAUUUUAGAAUAGAUCUUGACUUAGAUUGGUCUUAAAAUAAUAAUUUAGCACCACAGUAUUAGCUAGAGAGCCAUGUGAUUUGUAUUUCAACGCUGGUUUAGAUGAACUAUUGAUUAGAUUGGACAAAAUAGAAGAAAGCAAAAAAGUGAUCAAUGGAGAGCCCUUUGUUGACCAAGAGUGAGCACAACGUCGAAGACGUUACAGUCCAUGGCGAUCCUUCCUCAAAUGAAGAGCACAUAGUCGACAUUACAACCAAUGGAGAUUCUUCACCAGCUGAUGAGCACAUCGUGGACAUUACAAUCAAUGGCGAUUCGUCAUCAGCUGAAGAGCAAACUCCACAUGAGGCUUCUCAAUGGAGUUGUUCAUUUAUAAACGGAAUUGUCUGGAUUUUGGUCGAGUUAGCUGUGACUUUGUCACAGAUUGUUGCAGCCACAUUUUUUCUGACUCUGACAAAAGAUGAACAGCAUCCAGAACUAAAUCAUGUACCUUUGUUAAUAUGGAUCAUCUGCUAUACUUGUGCCUCUAUUGCCACUGUACCUAUUGUAUGUUGCCGUUUAUGGCAAUAUAUCCGAACCGCUAGAUCAGGGACAUGUUACGAGUUGAUCGGUUUGGAAAAUUUUCUUGAAACUUGCUUCGUCUGUUUGGUUGUGAUGUUUUUGUUGGGUUUUUUAACGGAGUUAUCAUCACGUGAUCCUAGUACUAGUCAACACUUCUGGUUAUGGCUGGCUCUAAUUGCUUUCAGUUGCAUUCGAUAUCUGCUUCCUAAUCUCACAUGUGUCAAAGAGUGCUUCGUGUGGCCUGUGCUUUUCCUUGUUAAACAACUUUGGGAAGGCAUAAUAGCAAUGAUUGAUGCGUUAACUGCACUCAUUGGGCUCAUCAUUGCAAUCAUUGGGUACAUCUUAUUUUUGAUCCUUUCAAUCUUUAUGUACAUCUGCGGAUAAAAAUGAUGCAUGGAUCAUGUCGUUCUCUUCAACAAUUGUUGUAAUACUCUCUUUCUAUUUAUCAAAUAAAGUCAAGUGUCAUUAGCAUUACUGAAUCCUCUAUUCCUGAAAUCUUCAG